GAUGUGUCGUUCCGGGAAAGGGAAGAGUUUGCUCGAUACAAUUUAAGUUAAGAGGACAAAGAGGAGGAAAACACACUCUUGACUGAGGUCCGACAGCUGCUCAACCGGUACGAGACUGACGGCAGGUAUGCACUGAAACAUGCGUGUUGAUGGUCAUAUUGAACACCGGUGAUAUUCUCGUCUGAAUGACUAAAUCAGUGUAUUGUACACUGCGGUGUAAUAGUUGAAAGCUGACUUCCCUAGAAACGAAAAGGCAGGCUGUAAAUUUUACAGCGGUUUCCUAUUUACGGCGAAAGCUUGAUGCUGUUCACUUCACAGUUUUCGCAGUGCUUCUGAGCUCUGUAGAUUCGGGGCGGCAGUAACAAUGAGCGAUUCAAAAAUACUCAUCUAAAACCUCGGCUCCGCUUCUUAGAGUCUGGCGUAAGAAGAAAAUGCACUGAUGACUGGAUCCCGUCCGAAUUCCUGUCGAAUAAUGAUCAGAGAAAUAUUCAUAGUGCGCCAUCCUGUCUCCGUGUGUGUACCUGCGAACCACAAGGUGACCCUGAGUGUCCGUGCUGAGGGCACAGGUACCCUCAACUACCAGUGGUUCACUGAUGAUGAAAAGGAGGUGUCUGGAGGUACUCAAGCAGACCUGACCAUCAAAGCCAAAAAAACACAGCUCUAUGUGUGCCGAGUGCACGACCACUUUUGUAACUGCGUGUUCAGUGACUGGGUGAAAGUGAAAGUGUUGGACAUUGAUAAAUCGGGUUUACCGGUACACUGGCAGGGUGAGCCGCACAUUGCUGUCAACCCUAAGCCCCAGACAGUCCGACAGGGUAGAAAACUCACUCUCUGUUGCGCUGCCUUUGGCAUCCCCACUCCAUACUAUCAGUGGUACAGAAAUGGACAGCCCUUGGUAGACAUGACUGGUGACACACUGCAGAUUGACUGUGCGACAGCUGAACAUGGAGGAUCAUACCUGUGCUCGAUAUCUAACGUGCUGGAAGAGAGAUGGACUGAACCAGUUGAUGUUGACAUUGUGCAAACCGAUCAGCUUCCUCCAGCAGAACCAAUAGCCACAGAUAAAGUUGCCCUACUUAUUGGCAACCUAAAUUACUCCAACCACCCCGGCUUGAUGGCCCCCAUUAUGGAUGUUCAUGAGCUGGCCAACCUCCUGCAGCAGCUUGGCUUCAGAGUGCUUUCCCUGCUGGACCUCACGAGGGAGGAGAUGAUGGCUGCCAUUGAAAAGUUCAUUCAGCUCCUUGACAGAGGAGUUUAUGGCCUUUUCUACUAUGCAGGUCAUGGGUAUGAGUGCGCUGGGAAGAAUUACUUGGUAGCUGUUGAUGCUCCACAACCAUACCAACCUCAAAACUGUGUCUGUGUGCAGAGGGUUAUGCACAGCAUGCAGCAAAGACGGACUGCACUGAGUGUGAUCCUACUGGAUACCUGUAGAAAAUGGUACAACCAGGAUUGCAUACCUUCGGCCAUCAUGCCAUUGAAACCCAGUGGGAAUACUGUUUAUGGUUAUGCCACAUGUGAAGAUGCUGAGGCUUUUGAGGUCCAGGAUGGAGGGAAAAGUACUGGAAUCUUCACCAAUUACUUGAACAAGCACAUCCUUCAGUCCAAGAAGGUCACACAUGUCUUAGAGAAGGUGUCUGAGGAUCUAGGCAAAGACCCUUUAGUUAAAGGCAAGCAGGCAGUGGAGAUUAAACACACCCUGAAGGAACCUCGAUCUCUUGCAGACCCAGUUCGGUCCACUGGCCACACAAGGGAACUACACCUGCGAGAUGCCUGCUGGAGACAAGCAAAUGAGCUACCACGGAAGAAGCGGCUGAUGUUUCUUUGCGGAGUAGAGGUGGAAGUCAGCUUCUCAGCUUUGUUCUCUAAUGUUUUGGUGGCUUUUGCCACUGUAAAGACUACAGGCCCCCGAACCCAGGACUGCACUGUCGCUCUGAGCAGCAUACCUCCAAUGGAAGACAUGUUUUCCGGCCCUGGCAGGUCAGAGGAGAUGGACUCUCUACUAUUUAAGAACUCUGAUAACCCAGACUGCACUCUGAGGCUUUGCGCUCUUCAGAGGCUUAAGGAAUCGCUGGUCAUCAGGGUGGAUCUACACUAUACUCACACAGACAGUAAGCUGCGCCAGACAGAGAGCCAACAUGUGGACACAGGAAAACCUCUGGUGGCAUCCUGUAAAUUGUACAGGAGGAGGAAUCAUGCAGCAACAGACAAAAAAAACGAAGGUGCUUCCGCUCAUAGUACGGGCGACAUUUCAAGCGGCAAACCACUGCUGCAUCAGACUCUGGCUGGUCCAUGUCGCCCUUUUACCAGAAAGGCAGAGUGUGCGGCUAAAGUUGCAGUUACAAGGAGCAAUGAACCUGAAGAGAAUGAUGAGAAUGAACUGCGAGACUUCACUCUUCGACAAUAGACCUUUCUGGCUCUAUUAUUGUAAAUACUUACCACUUUGAGAUUUUGACGUUUUUUCCUAACGUGAUUAGCAAUUACUCAGUUGCCGAUCAUGUAUCUUACUUUCUGUGGUCGACGAUGAUGAUGAUGAUGAUGAUGAUGAUGAAUGAGUGAGUGAAUGACUGAGAUGUGUUUAGUUUGUCUUAGCCUUCAAUUCUUAGCUCAACACUUGAAAAAAACAUUAACACUUAGUAUUGCUAACCACUGAUUUCAUCAUAAACUGUAUAGUACUUAAAAUAUUAUUUGCAUAUGACACUUAUUCAUCAGUGGCAAGCUGGCUAGCCUAAUUUAUCAAAUAAAGAUCAUUGCUGUCAAUAAUUUAUCUAAUAAAUACUACCACUUUAAUCACUAUCUUGAUUGUCAAUCUUUUGAAACACGCCUGUUAUUAAAUGUC
Molecule: messenger RNA, 2836 nt
Organism: Xiphias gladius (swordfish)
Lineage: Eukaryota; Metazoa; Chordata; Actinopteri; Istiophoriformes; Xiphiidae
Gene: malt3
Product: MALT paracaspase 3
Exons: 14
Coding region: 440-2404 (654 amino acids)
Biological process (GO): proteolysis
Molecular function (GO): cysteine-type endopeptidase activity
Source: RefSeq, a predicted model, not a curated record